Molecule: messenger RNA, 666 nt
Organism: Coprinopsis cinerea okayama7#130
Lineage: Eukaryota; Fungi; Basidiomycota; Agaricomycetes; Agaricales; Psathyrellaceae
Exons: 4
Coding region: 1-666 (221 amino acids)
Source: RefSeq, a predicted model, not a curated record
AUGACUUCCUUCCUCCAUUCUGUUCGCGGUGCCUUCCUGCUCGCCGCCUUGUUUGCCUUCCUGUUCAAUGUUUCCUUGGCUUUACCGCAAGCUGAUGGAACUCCAAAGGACUUCAAAUUACUCACAAAGGCAGAGAUAAUCCAUUCGGCUGAAGUUGGGGAUCUCGAGAUUGUUCCAGGCCCUGGACUUCCCUCCCUCGAAUCGCUGAACCUCACGUCUCGCGACCUCGUCGUUCGAGCGUUCGAGCGUAUGGAGCGAAUUAAAGAGUCCCAUGACGAUUCUCUCGAGAAACGCUACACUCCAACCUGCGACAAUGUGCUCAUGUAUGGAGAAGGAGGGUGGUUCUGUUUCGAGUACCUCCUCUCCCUCGGCCAGGCGAACUGCAUUGUUCCUCCGUGGGGAGCUAGGUUCUGCCAUACCAAUUAUAGCGUCUAUGUGUAUGAAGUAGCCUGGUAUGGGGCUACGAACGGUCUCGGUCCUAACGAUUGGACGCAGUCGAAAUGCCACGAGGUCGCCAAUGCUGGAAUAUGGAUUUUGCACAACUGCCAUACGCCUUACGGCGGGGCUCAGAUGCAACAUGGAGGAACGGAGGCCCCCUGGAAUAACCAGAACUUGGUUGUUCGCAUUGGACACAAGGGCUGGUGGGACAAUCAACUGGGAUUCUGA